UAACAACAGACGGUAUGAACUACCAUGGCUUUGGCUACAUUGUGGACUCCUGUCCUGUAAAUGAGACGGAACAGAGAGCAGCUGCUAGGAGACUGAACUGUGGUGUGGAUCAAUAUAGAAACAGUCAGUAUGUCUGUGCUCCAAAUCCGCAACGGACGGCUAUUGUUGAAUAUUGCUACAGUGGCACUGUGGGACUUCAAAAUCCAGGCACCUGUUUGAAAGUAUACAAUGAUGAAAGUUAUGACUCAGUUAACUGUACCAACUUUAAGAAGGGCUGUACAACGGAUUACUUCAAUAGUGCUAAUCUGUAUAAAUAUCCAGCCUGUCAUCAAAUUAAUACCCAAGAUCGAUGCUAUUAUGAAGAUCCAACCUGUCCAAAUAUGGAGACAACGCCUUUCUCGAAUGAGACGUUCACUUCAACACCCAGAAAUCUAUCGAAUAUCACAGACACAACCUUUAAUUCUACCAUGAACACAGCCAUUCAGUCUGAUGACAAUGUCCUAAAGGCAAUACUAACAGGCAGUUUUGCUGGAGUCCUCGUUCUUGUUCUUGCAAUCUUUCUAUUUUGGAUAGUCCGUUUGAGGAAAAGGAACAGAGCUAGAAAAGAAGAAAUUUCAUAUGAACUUGAAAGGUUUAUCAAUGUAGAUACGGACUCACGACGCAGCACAUCAACGAUAGAAGUAGAGCUUACACUUGGUGACUACAGUGUAUGGAAAACACCCCUUUCAGACCAGUUCUCCUCCCUGUCUGAUGACGAGGUGUGCGUGUUAUUCUGUUUUCUGUGUUCUGACUCCGGUACCCCCGACUUUACUGAUACAGACUGUCUAGACAUUCUUAAUGAGAUACGACGCAUGAUAUGCAGUAAGGACAGUGUAACAAGUGAGGAGGCACAGCGGACCCUGGACAGACUGAAGUCACGUGGAUUUCUUUGGGAUCAGGACGGAGUAGACAUCACUGAGGACGUCAAGGACGAGACCAUGUACCGUGUUAUAGAACGUCGUAUAGAACGUAGUAUAGAACGUGGUAUAGAACGUAGUGUUACACUGCUCUACGUGUAUCGUUUAUCCAGUUAUACUACAGCAGUGAGGUAUCUGAGAUCACACAGAUACACCAGGAAGUCUGGAGAGAAAUGUGUCAUUAGUAAGGACUCGUUAGUUGAUUCCGUACUCAUACGCCGUCUACAGAUGAACAUACUGACCCACGUCACCAUGGAGGACACGCGUAUCUGUGAUGAAGUGUCACAGACAUUACAUGUUCCAACAACCAUAUUACAAGACAUGACGUUUGAUCAACGACAGGAGUUUAUAAGGGACCUGGAACAUAGUGGGGAGUGUGUGCACUGCAGAGGCGGAUCACAGGGGAGUGUACAACACGUCAAAUGGCUCUGGAGAGACGACUUUAACCCAAGACCUGACAUCGUGAGAUCAUGUAUAGGUCUCCACCAACACUGGGAUAUUUACAUAAUCAACAACACAGCUUACAGAAAGCAGAGUAAAUAUCACGAGUAUCCAGAAAAUGUCAGAAGUUGUCUGUACUGCCUUCUGUUAGCUGAGCAACAGACCGUAAAUACCAAGGGCCACAAACACAAACAACAAGAUGUUCUAAGGAAAAUCAGAGAGAGGUAUUUUACAGAGCUUGCCUUGUCUGAUGACGGCUAUAUGAGGAAUCUUCCAGAUGAUAUCAUUCAGACACAGGACGAGGUCAUCACAUUUAAAUCAGACGACAUCCAACAUGACGUCAUGUACGCGUUCGUUACGGAGUGUCUGGUGGAGGACAGUGAUCUCAUGUUUUUCCUGACCACGGCGUCACGUGACGUGAUAUCAGAAUACUGCAGGUCGUGGGAUUAUAAGAGGAGUGAUGGAGAGAGAUGUCUGUAUAUACCGAAGAGACCGGAUAAGAUGUACGACCUGUUCAUAGACAGACUACAGCUGGACAUCCUCACACACCGUACCGUGUCAGACAGGGGGAUUCGUGACAGUAUCAGUGUACGUUUGGAAGUACCUCUAGAAAUAUUGCUCUGGGACCAAGAGGCCAGAGAGCGGUACGUGGAGUACGCCAAGAGAGGAACACAGACCGUCCACCACGCCAGGGGGAUGAUCGUAGGAUGUGCCGGGGCCGGCAAGACCACGCUACUGAAACGGCUGCUCAGGUGUAGUGACGCAGAGAUACGGGAUGUGACAUCAACGGAAGGACUGGAGGUCCACGAGGAGAUAUUCCAAAUAUGUGAAGAAACGAAAACAUUGAAAGUUAGGUCAAAAGAUAUCGGUGGCAAAAAGAACAGCAAUGGGACUGAUGAAAAGACGGUAACUUUCUUUGACUUUGGAGGGCAGUGUGCGUAUUACGCCUGUCAUCAGAUUUACCUGACCAGAAGAGCUUUCUACAUGGUGGUAGUGAACGCCUCUAAACGUCUGGACCAGGUGGUGGAUAAGGAAGUGUGUGACCAGGCGGACACCGUUUUUGCUGGAUGGACAUACGGAGAAUAUUUCAUAUUCUGGCUGAAAUCUGUCCAUACUUAUUGUUCCACAAGAGAUGGACAGAAGGUGGAGAUCAUCAUCGUGGCCUCUCACUGGGAAAAUACAGUGUACAAGGACAAGGCCAAUUUCCUGGAUUGCCUACUAGAUGUAAUACCAGCUCAAUCUGAUCUUGCACAGUAUAUCAGAGAAGACCGGUGUUUUCUGAUACAGUUUCCACCAAGUCAGUCAAUCGCUGAACUGGAGAGAUGCAUUAUCGACAUCACAACUCAACCAAGAUGGAGCGAGAAGAUACCGCACGAGUGGGUUUUUUUGAACAGCGAGAUCAAUGAGAAGAAACUGGAACGAAUUGUACCUAUCUCGGACAUUCAUGAAAGACUGCCAGUUAGAGAUCACAAAAAGAUCCAGAGUGCAGCUGAUAUGUUGCGUUAUUAUCAUGAUGCUGGGCGGGUUCUUUACUUUAAUGAAGAAGGACUGAAAGAUUCAGUCAUUAUUGAUGUCCAGUGGUUUGUGAAUGCAUUUAAAACAAUCAUCACGGACCGGCUGCACGUACGCGGAUACAUUGCUAGUCGUCAGGAUUGGAUUGAGUACUACAACACGGGGAACUUGAAAGAUUCACUUCUGGUUGAUAUAUGGGAUCUGGAAGAGAAGUAUAUCAACACCCAAAAUGAGAAAGCUGACUGCGAACAUUGUAGGGGUCUGCUGCAUCAUAAAGGUUCCAUGUUGAAAUAUAUGGAACGACUCGGGUUAUUGGCUGUUGGACACGACCUUCAUUAUAUCCCUUGCAUGAACAAAAGGAAAUUUGAAGAAACACAGAAAAAGGUCAUCCAAGAAUCAACAUCGAAAACAUCAGUGUUGGUGUACGUCUUUGAUUUUUUGCCCUACUUCCUGUUUUAUCGAGUUGUUGUGGCUUGUAUGCAGAUCAGCAAAUGGGAAGUCCUCAAGAAUAAUGACAUCAAAUGCCUGUACAAGAACGCUGCCAUGUUUAAGCAUGCAGAUCACUACGUCGUAAUACUUGUUACAUCUACUUCAAUCCAGCUUCAAAUAAUACGAAAGGGAGACAUGCUCAUUAAAGGCAUUACAGAUGCGAUCAGAAAGAGAAUUGACCAGCUAUUGAAAGAUGUCACCGACACAUUUCACAAACACCUGUCUUUCAAAAUAGGCUACGCGUGCAUGGAAGAACAGGAUCAGAUUAUCGGAUUGGAGAUAGAGGGGAGGUUUUUAGAGGAAAGUGAACUGGGGUCAGGGGAGAAAGUGAAAUGUCCUCAUCAUGAAGUGGAAGACUACCAUACAGUUAAUGCUGACUAUUUGAAAAAGUUCUGGAAGUAAAAAACAAUCGGUUUAUAUGUGUACGCCCAUCAUCUGACUUACAAGCUUCCUUUCGGAGGAAUACAAGUUUAAUUUGCGUUUCAUCUGGAUUGAUUCAUCGGAACCUACUUAAGUGUUAAGAGUAGGUAAAAAGUUUCCUGGACUUUUUUUCAUCAUGAAUAAAGAUAUUGCACUGACAAUUUGUCACAUUUUUCCUCACAGAGAAACACAUAAUCAGUUCACAUGCCAGCUAAAUUGGUGUGAUACUAUUCACUCUGUGAUUCGUUACUUUUCAUACUAACGUAGGAUAAGUGAAAGUAACAAACACAUUUGGCUUAUGUUAAACUUCCUGAAUUGACGUAAUGUCUUUAUUUGAUAUACUUGUACAGAUGUUGCUGCUUUCGUGUUAUUCACUAAAUGUUUAAUCCUGUUAUGUUUCUAUUCUUAUUUUACCUGUUGUAAACACAUUUUGUAAGCUGCUAGAUUUUCAUUUUGUAUUUUCAUUAUAAUAAUGGCGUAAUGUAUAAUAACUUAUUUCUGUUGUACUUCUCUGGUCCGACAAAAUAUUCUUUCAAUCGAUUACGGUUUGUUGGAUAAAAAUAAGACUUAAUUUUUGUAAGGUAUUUGAUAUAUCAUCGAAUUAUCAAAUUUAUGUUAUUUUAAUAUGUUUACCUAUUUAUAGUUAAUGAAACUAUUUCUUCGUUGAUUUUCAUAGGGCUGUUUACCUGUAGAUUUAGAACGGAUGUCAUUGGAUUGUAACGGACGGUUGGGUGACGGGACUGCGUCAAAUAGUGCGAAUGCUUUCUUUCAUACUUUCGAACUAAUGGCUCCGUAGAAUAAUACGUUAUAUUUUCAUAUAUCUUGUACAUAUAUGCUACAUGUACAUGUCAUUCAGAUGUGCAUUUCCAUUUUCUCUUUAGCGAACAUGUAUAUGUGAUUUAGUUAAUAAAUAGGAAACAAAG
Molecule: messenger RNA, 4741 nt
Organism: Ostrea edulis (European flat oyster)
Lineage: Eukaryota; Metazoa; Mollusca; Bivalvia; Ostreida; Ostreidae
Exons: 14
Coding region: 15-3800 (1261 amino acids)
Source: RefSeq, a predicted model, not a curated record